This is a messenger RNA of Acanthochromis polyacanthus (spiny chromis), 4931 nucleotides long. Its product is annotated as fer (fps/fes related) tyrosine kinase. Gene Ontology annotation, biological process: regulation of actin filament polymerization; Fc-epsilon receptor signaling pathway; peptidyl-tyrosine phosphorylation. The transcript is spliced from 20 exons. The record is from RefSeq and is a predicted model, not a curated record. NCBI's taxonomy places the organism in Eukaryota, Metazoa, Chordata, Actinopteri, Pomacentridae. Gene Ontology annotation, molecular function: ATP binding; non-membrane spanning protein tyrosine kinase activity. Bases 1472 to 3949 code for a protein of 825 amino acids.
GUCUUCCUCCUCCUGCCGAACCCCGACCUGCUUUCAUCGGCUCCGUGUUUACCGGAGGAGACGGCUGGAAUCCGCAGGCAUCCGCGGGAAUGUUGUUUAUGUCCCGGAAUAGUGUCUGCAUGUCGAGAAAAGUGUCUUUAUGUCUGUCCGUGGAGCUGUUGGUUUGUUUUAAGACCGCUUUGAAUAAAGUUUAGCUGUUAGCAUGUUAGCUGCAGUUUUCCUGUACUUCCAAUGGAAACUCAACAGAUGCCGUUAGCAUGUUAGCAUCCUGUUUCCGUUAGUUUUAAUGAAAGAGAGUGGCUGACGUUAGCUUAGCUUCAGCUCCCCAUGAGUUUUAGUAUGGAGGAAUCGCUAUUGUUAGCCUCGCUUUAGCUUCCUUUUAGUUUUAAUGAGUAGUGGCUACCGUUAGCUUAGCUUCUGCCUCCCAGUAGUUUUAAUGAGUAGUGGCUACCGUUAGCUUAGCUUCAGCCUCCCAGUAAUUUUAAUUAGUAGUGGCUACCGUUAGCUUAGCUUCAGCCUCCCUGUAGUUUUAAUGAGGGGAGUUGAACAGAGUCAGAAAUGUUUGUGCGAUUUCAGCCUCUUCAUUUGGACAGUUUGUGAGGAGCUUUGAAGUUAAGUAUAUAUGUAACGUUAAAUGGAAGGUCUUUAGUGGUUUUGACUCAGUUGCUUUAGUUUAGGGAUCAGAUUGUAAAGUCUGAGCAGAAAUUUGUGGACGUUUUGGAAGCUGCUGAUGAGUUUAGAAUCAGAAAUCCUUUAUUGAUCCUCAGUUUUUCCAGAAAACGUCUGAUAUUUCAGGAGUGUCUUUGAUGCUUUAUUUGUCUCCUGUUCAUUUCAUUUGAGACUGAAAGAUGUAGAGAUGGAAAUACUUUGUAAAGAUUUCAGCUGAAGUCCUCAGUGAUAACAUAAUGUGCAGCUAAUGUGGCUAAUGUUAGCUUUGAUCAUCAGAUCUAUGUUUAAAGUGUCCUGCUGAGGGACCUUCAGAGAUGUUAAACGUUAAUUUAAAGAAGGACCCGGGUUAGGGGCUCGGGGCUAACCCUAACUCUGGGUUCUUCUCUCCUGCUCCCUGUGCUCAUUAAACUGGGUUUUAACCCGGCUGAACUACAGUGAAGCUGCUCUCCUUUCCAGAUGUUUAUGUUGUCAAGCAGCAGAAUGAGGAUGAAACAGACAAACUCAUCCAGACAUGCUAACAUGCUAACCAGCGGUAGCUUGAUUUAAAUACAGAUUUUAUAACAUCGUCUGACAAUGCAGAGUUAAAAACAAACACUGAGAAUUUACACAGAUUUACUAUAAGAUGAUCCUCAGACAGAAUGUUAAAAGAUAGAAAACCUCAUUCUUCUGCCAAUCACAGACAGAGGGAGUCUUCUUCCUGAGGAGGGCGGGGCCACCAGCAGCUCAUUUAAAGCUACAGAUGAAGGACCAUGCAAUCAUCUUCCUCUCGUCCUGCUGUGUGAGAGGCAGACUGUGAACCAGGAUGGGCUUCGGUCGGGAUCUCAGGAAUUCCCACGAGGGAUUACUGAAGCUGCAGGACUGGGAGUUAAAGCUGCUGGAGACGGUGAAACGCUUCAUGACUCUGCGGGUGAAAAGCGAUAAAGAGUACGCCGCCCUUCUGCUCAGCAUGACUCAGCAAACGGAGAAACAGGAGACGGCAGACUUCGUCAGCACCGUCAACAAGUCGUGGUCACAGGUCGUUCGUCAGACAGAAGCGUUGGGGCGAAUAAUGAGGAGUCAUGCUGACGACCUGAACUCUGGCCCUCUACACCGCCUGGCCACGCUGAUCCGAGACAAGCAGCAGGUGAAGAAGAGCUACCAGAGUCUUCAUCAGCAGCUGGAGAGCCACAACCACAAGGUAACCAGGAGUGACCUGGAGAAGCUAAAGGCGACGUAUCGUCAGCUGAGCCGUGACGCAAACAACGCCAAGGAGAAAUAUAGAGAAGCUCUGGCCAAAGGCCGGGAGGCGGAGCGUGCUCGUGAGCGUUAUGACAAAGCGACAGCGAAGCUCCAUGUCCUCCAUAACCAGUACGUCCUGGCAGUGGUUGGAGCUCAGACCCAGCAGGACGACCACCGCAGGAACGCUGGCCCCGCCCUGCUGGACGGACUGCAGAGGAUGCAGGAGGACAUGACGCUGGCCCUUAAAAGUAUUCUGGAGGAGUACUGUGAGAUCAGCAGCCUGCUGACUGAGGAGGUGGUGAAGGUCCACCAGGAGAUCUCAGCAGCUGUCCAGCAGAUCGACCCUCUGACUGAAUACCAGCACUUUAUCGACGCCUACAGGUCUCCGGAGACUCCAGAGGCGAACGUGGAGUUCGAUGCGUCCCUAUUGGAGGACACGGACAACCUGCCGGCCAAUGAGCUGCUGUGGAACACACUAACAGCUGACAGCCUGCAGUCCAUCGUGUCAUCAGCAACGGAGGAACUGGCGCUGACUCAGCAGAACCUGCGGACCAAGGAGGCACUGGCCGAUGACCUCGAUGGAAAAAUCCAGAUGAGUCAGCAAAGCACCGAAAGGAAGAGCGACUGUGUCCUCCUGCUGAGUCAGAAAUUGUCCCUCCUUGAGCUCCGUCAAACCGUCCAAUCCCUGCGCAGCUCUGAGGCCUGUCUCUCCUCCCAGAAGGCCCUUCUGGACGCCAAGAUGGCCACCGCUGCCUCCCCUCCCCCACCACCACCUCCCCCUGCUCUACCAUAUGAAGACGACGCUCGCUCCGUGGGCUCCACCGACAAGUCGAAGGAACGUAGUUCUCGGUUCGACACUCUUCGUCAUUCUCUGGCGGGGAUGAUCCGUUCUCCUAAAGCAAUGCUGGGUUCUUCCACGUCGCAGUUCUUCGAUGUGAUCCCCACAUCAGAGCGCCCCCUGGCAGAGCAGGAGUGGUACCACGGAGCCAUCCCUCGCACCGAGGCCCAGGAGUUGCUACGGCAACAGGGAGACUUCCUGGUCAGAGAGAGUCACGGCAAACCGGGAGAAUACGUCCUGUCUGUGUUUUCUGAUGAGCAGCGGCGACACUUCAUCAUCCAGUACGCAGAUAGUCAGUACCGCUUCGAAGGGACCGGCUUCUCCACCAUCCCUCAGCUCAUCGAGCACCACUUCUCCACUAAACAGGUCAUCACCAAGAAGUCUGGAGUCGUGCUGGUCAACCCUGUUGUCAAGGACAAGAAAUGGAUCCUGAACCAUGAGGAUGUUCUGCUGGGAGAACUGCUGGGAAAGGGAAACUUUGGGGAGGUGUUCAAAGGGACGCUGCAGCGCGACAAAAUGCCGGUCGCUGUUAAAACUUGCAAAGAAGAUUUACCUCCUGAGCUGAAGAUCCGUUUCCUGUCAGAGGCCAGGAUCCUGAAGCAGUACGACCACCCAAACAUUGUGAAGCUGAUUGGUGUUUGUACGCAGCGUCAGCCUAUCUACAUCGUCAUGGAGCUGGUUCCUGGUGGAGACUUCCUGUCCUUUCUGAGGAAGAGGAAGGACGAGUUGAAGACGAAGCAGCUGCUGCGCUUUGCUGUCGAUGCUGCAGCAGGGAUGGCUUACUUGGAGAGCAAGAACUGCAUCCACAGGGACCUGGCAGCCAGGAACUGCCUGGUGGGGGACAGCAGCGUGUUGAAGAUCAGCGAUUUUGGGAUGUCUCGUCAGGAGGACGACGGAGUUUAUUCUUCAUCUGGACUCAAACAGAUUCCCAUCAAAUGGACCGCACCUGAGGCCUUGAACUACGGCCGCUACAGCUCGGAGAGCGACGUGUGGAGCUACGGCAUCCUGCUCUGGGAAACCUUCAGUCUGGGGGUGUGUCCUUAUCCUGGGAUGACCAAUCAGCAAGCCCGAGAGCAGGUGGAGAAAGGUUACAGGAUGGCAUGUCCUCAGCGUUGCCCUGACGAUGUGUACAAAGUGAUGCAGCGCUGCUGGCAGUACAACCCCGAGGACCGACCCAAGUUCUCUGAGCUGCAGCGGGACCUGGCCGCCAUAAAGAAGAAGUGAUGUCACCAGCAGGAAAUGAUGUCACCAGCAGGAGACACUUUUAUUUAUGUUUAUAAGAAAGGGGCAUGACCAGUAAGUGGGCGUGGCCACCGAGUGGGCGUGGUUUUAGUAUGCGUCUUCACUCAGCUCAUCACUAACAUGGAGAUAGAAAUUAAUUAAAAAUUUAUUUAAAUUAAUUAAUUUAAAUUUACUAAAGUUUGAAUUAAUAAUUUAUUCAAAUUUAAUUUCAAAUUAAAUUCAGUUACAGCAGAAAACUGUAAACAAACACUAAAAGAGAAAACAAACUGAAAAAACAGUAAACAAAAUGUAAACAGACACUUAGAGUAAAACUGUAAACACAGAAAAACACUAAAACAGCAGACAAGCAAAGACAAACUGUAAACAAACACUGAAACGUCAUGCACUAAACAGUAAACAAACAGUAAGCAAACAGUAAAUAAACAGUAAACAAGCUUCAGCUUUAAUUUUCAACUCUUUCCAAAAUCGGGACAAACUGUGAGGAUGUUAAGCCACGCCCCCUUCAUGCCACCUGACCUGUAACCAUGGUGACAGAUCCUUUUCAUUGUGGACCAAUCAGCCCUUAACACUAAAGUUUUUUUUUUUUUAAUCUUUACUGAUUUUUUAUGUUUAUUUAUUGUUUUUAUUAGUUUAUGAUCUGAGCUGUCACUCUUCCCAGACCACGCCUACCUGAAGCCUUAUUUCGACCAAUCAGUGAACGCCACCAAAAACCAGUUAAAUUAAAACAUCACCAGCACUUUGUUUAUCUACUGGUUGUCAUGGUAACUGAACUAUGAGUCCUGAUUGGUCAGCAUCACUUCCUGGACUGUGUGAGGGCGGAAUCUGAAUGUCAGAGCUGUUACUGUAAAUAAACACUAAUAGUCUGUUUGUGUUUUCUAUUUGUUUAAGCUCUUUAUAAAGUUAUUAUCGUUUAUUAUGAAAAUAAAACAUACAAAGUGAAAAUAAACAGAAAAUAUUUCCAGUA